Molecule: messenger RNA, 2126 nt
Organism: Nelumbo nucifera (sacred lotus)
Lineage: Eukaryota; Viridiplantae; Streptophyta; Magnoliopsida; Proteales; Nelumbonaceae
Source: RefSeq, a predicted model, not a curated record
UAUGUUUUCGCUUCACCCGCAGACGGCAGACCUGAAACCAGCAAAAGAGGAGAGAGAAAGAGAAAGAGAAAGAGAAACCGAGAGAGAGAGAGAGAGAGAGAGAGAGGGUGUCUGAAGCAAGCAAAAUGAAAAGGGGAUAAGAUCUGUCGCGAGAGAGAUGCAUUCCAGGAAAUCAAGCAUGCAUUCUCCUCUCACCCUCCGAAGCUCCACCUAUUUUGUUUUCUUCUCUGUAUCUCAAUCCCGUAGAACCCUAAUCGGCGCUAACCACACCUCCGCUCGCUUCUGCUCUCGCUAGGGUUUGGGUUUUUCCCCGCUCACGGAAUACAUAUCAUCCUUUAUUCUUUCUUUUGUUAUUAUCAUUGUUUUUUCUUCCUUUCUUUUCAAGACAAUAGAAGACAUCUUCUGUCAGUGAUGGAGCCUGCAACAGGGAAACGAAGCUUCUUGAGAAAAAUUCUCGUUCGUGCGCUUUUCAUUUGUGUUUUCAUUUUUCUCCUUCGAUUUGCAUACGUCGUCACUAUCAGGGGUGGAUCUUGUGAUGCCGCCGACUUCUGCUUCUUCUCCGCUCCCGAGAACUUGAACUUUGCCGGCAGUGGUGCCGUACGGAUCGGCGCCUCCUCCGUUGUGGUCGACAGCGUGGGAUCUUCUUCCAGCUCGGCUCUUCGUGACCUAUGGACUAGCAAAGAAUGGCGCAAGUCCGUUGACUACUAUUCUGCCAUCUUCCAAGAUCUGAUCACCGAAGGUUAUCUCUCACCGCAGUCCAAAGCUUUAUGCAUCGAAACGGUGAGCGGACAAGACGUCUUCGCUCUGAAGGAAGUCGGUGUUCUCGACGCAAUCGGAAUCUCUAAGAAGAAAUACCCGCCGUUGGUAGUCUCAGGUCAGGCCUUUCGCCAGCCGUUCGAGGAGAAUACCUUCGAUUUCGAGUUCUCAGGGGCUGGUGGGCUUGACCGGUCGGUUCGACCGCUGGAUUUUGCUUCUGAGGUUGCUAGGACGCUUAAGCCCGAAGGGUUUUUGGUCGUCCAUACGGCUUCGGUUAAAGACAUGUACAGCUUCAAUACGUUUUUGGGUUUGUUCAAUUGUUGUACGUUGGUCCGAUCGCGCGACUUUGGUGGCCCUGAUUCUUCGAUGCCGUCUAUUCGCGAGAUCGUCCUGAAGAAAGAAAGUGGAAAGAUUCUUAGCCAUGGGGCGCCGAAGAAGCCCGGUGGCACUUCAGUUAAUAAGUGCUCUGUUCCGGGGUACAAACACGAACUGAUCCGGAAGGCAGAGCCAUUGAUAACAGAGGAGCCGUUGAAGCCUUGGCUUACUUUGAAGAGGAAUAUAAAGAACGUAAAGUACCUUCCUUCCAUGGCCGAUAUAAGCUUCAAGCAGAGAUAUGUUUACGUUGAUGUAGGGGCUCGGAGUUACGGGUCCAGUAUUGGCAGCUGGUUCAAGAAACAAUAUCCCAAACAGAACAAAACCUUUGAAAUCUAUGCCAUUGAAGCUGAUAAAUCUUUCCACCACGAGUACAAAACUAGGAAGGGGGUCACUCUCUUGCCGUACGCAGCGUGGGUAAAGAAUGAAUCCUUGUUCUUUGAAAUUAAUCGAGACCCAGGUCAUAAAGGUGAACCGGGAGGUAGAGGAAUGGGUCGGAUUCAACCAGUUCAAUCUUCUACUAAUUUUGUCGGAGACAUAGAUAAGAUUCGUGGUUUUGACUUUGCACAUUGGUUGAAAAACGCUGUCUCCGAGAAUGAUUUUGUGGUAAUGAAAAUGGACGUGGAAGGAACAGAAUUUCAUUUGAUCCCUAGGUUGUUCGAGACUGGAGCUAUUUGUUUGAUUGAUGAGAUCUUCCUCGAAUGUCAUUACAAUAGAUGGCAGAGAUGCUGUCCUGGCGAGAGGACUUCCAAGUAUCAAAAGACUUACAGCCAAUGCUUGGAACUUUUUACUUCUCUCAGAGAGAGUGGAGUUCUUGUUCAUCAGUGGUGGUAAUUCAUAAUUCCCUUGAACAUCUUCUGUAACCUUUCUUUUUUUUUUUUUUUUUUUUAUAGAUACUUGUCAAUUUCACAGUGGAAAAUUUGUAUCUCGUUCUUUUCUCCCUCUUGAAAUCUUUUUCUCCCUUCAUGCAAAUGAAAACCAACAUCUUGGGAUUUUAA